CGCUUUAGAUACAGUUUUUCAAAAUAGUUCCUCAGGAAUAAAAAUAGACAAGGAUUCAUUUAAAGACAUUUCAUUUUGAAUAGCAGUAAAGGAAAGUAAAACUAAACAACAGAUUUAGCAGAAGCCAUUACUGAGCUCAGAACAGACGGAGGUAGAAUGGCAUCUGCAUCUUCUCUCCUGGAAGAGGAGCCCUCCUGUCCUGUGUGCUCUGAAAUCUUCAGGGAUCCUGUUGUCCUGAGAUGCAGUCACAGCUUCUGUAAGGCCUGUCUGCAGCAUUGGUGGAGAGAGAAGGGAUCUCAGGAGUGCCCAGUUUGCAGGAGAAGAUCUUCUGAGGAUGAACCUCCCUGUAACCUGUCUCUGAGGAAUACCUGUGAGGCGUUCUUAAAGGAGAGAAGUCAGAGACCUGAAGCAGGAUCUGAAGUGCUCUGCAGUCUGCACAGUGAGAAACUCAAACUCUUCUGUCUGGAUGAUUAUGAACGCCUUUGUGUCGACUGUUUAACUGGAUCACACAGAAAUCACAACGUAUGUCCAAUGGAGGAGGCUGUGCUGAAAUCUAAAAAGAAAAUCAGGACUGCACUGGCUCCACUGCAGAAGAAGCUAGAAGCCUUUAAUGCAGUGAAACUAAUCUGUGAUCAAACAGCAGAGCACAUCAAGAGCCAGGCCCAGCACACAGAAAGACAGAUAAAGAUGGAGUUUGAGAAACUUCAGAAGUUCCUAAAGGAUGAAGAGGCAGCCAGGAUCACUGCACUGAGGGAGGAAGAGGAGCAGAAGAGUCAGAUGAUGAAGAAGAAGAUUGAGAAGAUCACAGAACAGAUAGCAUCCCUUUCAGAACAAAUCAGAGCCAUAGAACAGGAGCUGGGAGCUGAAGAUGUCUCAUUCCUGCAGAUCUACAAGGACGAACAAAACAGAGCCCAGUGCACACUGGGGGAUCCAGAGAAGGUCUCAGGAGUGCUGAUUGAUGUGGCCAAGCACCUGGGCAAUCUGAAGUACAGAGUGUGGGAGAAGAUGCUGGGGACUGUUCAAUACACUCCUGUGACUCUGGACCCAAACACAGCACAUCCCAAACUCUCCCUGUCUGAGGAUCUGACCAGUGUGAGAUGCAGUGGUGAGAGACAACAGGUUCCUGAUAAUCCCGAGAGAUUUCAUACAGGGUGCUGUGUGCUAGGCUCUGAGGGAUUCAGCUCAGGGAGACACUGCUGGGAUGUAGAAGUGGGGGAUAAUGAGUACUGGGCGGUGGGUGUGGUUAAAGAGUCCUUCAGCAGGAAAGGGGAUGUGGAUCCGAGCCCAGCAGUAGGAGUGUGGGGUAUUGAGCAGUACAGGAGUGGGAAAUACACAGCCAUGACCUCCCCACCUACAGUCCUCACUGUGCAGAGGAAACUCCAGAGGGUCAGAGUGCAGCUGGACUGGGACAGGGGGGAGGUGUCAUUCUCUGACCGCAGUGACAACACUCCUCUCUACACUUUUAAACACUCCUUCACUGAGAGACUGUUUCCAUUCUUUGGUCCGUCUCCUCACAGGAUGCAGAUCUGUCCACUGUUUCUGUGAGUAUAAAAUAGCACUGAGGGAUUGUGGGUAAACAUCCACUGAAAUAACAGGGCUUUAUUUAGUCACUUCUGAGCAGGUUUAUAAAAAUAUUUGCAGAUUAAACAAAAACUAAAUUAUUUGAAUAGUAAAUGCUAUUUAAUUUCUUUGAUAUAACCUCACAAUGUAAAUGCUGAGUAAUUCCUGUGUUAAAUAGUGGUAUUGUAAGUACACUGGUAUGUGUGUAACGGGAAAUAGGCUUAGGACAUUGUCAAAUUAAAUGGAUAUUAGGCUAUUUAAAGGCAUGUGAAGCUGUGAACUGUAAAAUAGACAGGAUGUAUGCCCACAAGUGGUAGCCUUACUAUUUGAAUGCUAGCCUACUGGCUAUUAGCUUUCAGUACAUUCAGUCAAUUGAUGCUGCAUGUAUUACAACUGAAAUGUACCUUUGUAUGGCAAAGAGAUAUUGUAACAGAUGAUUGUGGAAAGAGCAGAUUUGUCAUAAAUAGGAACAUUUAAGAAAGUCCUGUUUUCCUGUAUGAAACAGGUCUAUACUUACCUGUUGUGGGGACCCCCUUAAUUGGGACCUGGAACACAUGUUAUAAAAUAAGGAACCGUUGCUAAAACAAUAGUAUCAUAAAAUAGUGUAUACACACGCACACCCAACCGCACAUGACACACACUAAGGCCAUACAGACAAACGCACACCACACACCCACAUAGACUGUAUAACCACACACCUGUAACACACUCUACACACACAGACCAUAUAACCACACACACCCAUCACACACACCCCGACCUUAUAA
Messenger RNA from Conger conger (European conger), 2327 nucleotides. RefSeq names its product E3 ubiquitin-protein ligase TRIM35-like. Gene Ontology annotation, molecular function: zinc ion binding; protein binding. NCBI's taxonomy places the organism in Eukaryota, Metazoa, Chordata, Actinopteri, Anguilliformes, Congridae. The coding region runs from base 157 to 1545 and encodes 462 amino acids. The transcript is spliced from 6 exons. The record is from RefSeq and is a predicted model, not a curated record.